Pseudomassariella vexata is the source of this 1072-nucleotide messenger RNA. RefSeq lists its product as uncharacterized. The coding region runs from base 161 to 961 and encodes 266 amino acids. The transcript has 3 exons. Lineage: Eukaryota; Fungi; Ascomycota; Sordariomycetes; Amphisphaeriales; Pseudomassariaceae. The record is from RefSeq and is a predicted model, not a curated record.
UUUGUGUUUCGUCCCAAUCCAUCUCAUGCUUGCAACGUUUGGUCUACAGCGCAAGCAGUUCAUUCGGAGCGACUUGCUCUUGCGGCAAAACAAAACUGAGAUAGUAACAAUGGUUUUUACAUAUAAUUCGGCCGUGAUAACCCAGUGAAGAAAUCGCAAAAUGACGGCCAAGAACCUGCUCCCCGAGAACAUCUCGAUUAGUCAGUUCAAGGAGCUGUUGAAGCAGUAUCCAGCAUUGAUCGAAUCUAUAUCUGCUACCAAAGGUUCCAAGCUAGGCCAGAAAUCCCUAGCUGCGCUCGACAAGUUUCGAUACGAUGAGGCCAUCAGCAUUUUCAGUUCUCAAACGCCAAAACGUGCUAUAAACCACGAUGAUGUCAAGACUCUCGUGGAGUGGAAGCUCCGCCACGGCACAUUCCGGCCAACUCUAAUGAAGCUCGUCUCGUCUAACGACGAAAAGACAGUAAACGAUACCAUAGAAAAGGCCAUGAAGACCUACUGGACAAAGCCCGAUGCAGCCAAGGCACUCGACGGUAUUUCCAAACUCAAGGGCAUCGGACCCGCGACCGCCUCACUAUUGCUCUCCGUCCAUGACCCUACUCGCGUCAUCUUCUUCUCCGACGAGGCCUUCUACUGGCUGUGCUGCGGCGGCAAGAAAUCGGCAAUCAAGUACAAUGCCAAAGAGUACCAGGAGUUAAACUCGUCCGCUGAGAAGUUGGUCAAGCGGCUUGGGGUUUCGGCAACUGAUGUUGAGAAAGUGGCGUAUGUUGUCGUGAGACAGGCGGGUGUCUCGACGAAUGCAAAGGAGGGGAAUAGCAAGGGGGAGGAAGAAGAACCAGCACCGGCUGUGAAACCUUUGGAAGAAGUUUCAGAAAAAUACGUGGCGAAGAGGAAGGAGACUGCCAGGGACGAAGCUGAGGAAGCGCGGCCUGUUAGACGAUCAAAGAGAGGAAAACCCUCAUAGGCGGCAAGAGGAUAUAUUUGCGUAUUGCGAGUAACAUCUUCAUGGUGCUGUGGGGAAUUUGUUUGAUAUAUAUUCGGUGUCAUUAAUAAAUUUCAUAUGUAUGUGGUGAUA